AUGAGUGCCCUGCGGCUCACGGACUGUGCGUUUCCAGUGCCGGGCCCGCAGGGGACCGUCAACCUUGGCACCUUCGUGUCAUCUUUCACAGUGAUGCCGUCAGCCCCUCCCGUCCUCGGCCCGCCACACUGGGCCCCCUGGCAGCAGCACCCACCGAACAUCCUGGGCCCAGUGUUGCCCCCAGGAAGCACCCUGGUGCUGCCGACUCUUCCCAGCACGCCGUUGGUGGCAGCACAGGCCAGCUGUGGCCCAGGCUGGCCCGGGGCCUGCAACGUCACUGUGCACGUCUGGCCGGAACAGAGGCCCGUGCAGGCUCCCCAGCCUCAGACCUUUGUCGUGACUCAGGCCCCUCUCCAUGGGAACACUCCUGGGGCCCUCUGUGGGGGUGCUGUGUGUCCUGUGCCCCAGUUCCUGGCGGCCUCGGGAGUGAAGACCAUCCUGCCCGCCCCUCCUGCCUGGAGCACCCAGGCUAGCGAUGAAGGCUGGUCCCUGCACCGUCCACCUCGAGCUGCAGUGCCAGCUGCCCAGCUGGCCUCUGGUGGGCUCCCAGCAUUGGCCAGUCCUCGUCCACCUGGGGCCGCUAGGAACAGCGGCCCGGCCUGCUCGCAGCCCACCGCCUCGCCCGGGAACACCUGCCACCGCACCAGCGUGAACGAAAAGUUCCGGCGCUGGCAGCACUGCAAGCCCCUGGCCCGCAGGCACCUGCCCCAGAGUCCCGAUGCGGAGGCACUCUCCUGCUUCCUCAUCCCAGUGCUUCGGACCCUGGCCCGCCGGAACCCCACCAUGAGCCGGGAGGAGGUCCUGCAGCGGGGCGUGCAGAAGUGGCAUUGUCUAAGCAAGUCAGAGCGCAGCAUCUACUAUGUGAUGGCGGGAAGGUUCAUGGAGUUCGAGGCCGAGGAGGCGAGGCAAUGUCAGAACGCACAGUGGAUGAAGGCGGCGCAGGGCGUGCCUCAUCCAGCACCCCUCAGGCCUGUUCCUCGGGCGCCCUCAGCCCCAGAGCGGGGCCAGAAGCGAGCACGCAUCCGCGAGAAGGCCAGCGCCGGGGCCCAGUCCGCCAACGCCCAGCCACCGCGAUGCCGGCAGAGCCCGCACACCGAGGCGCCGACGGAGAUCCCCCUCGAGGCCGUGGCAGAGGGCCUGGAGAUCAUGGAGGGGCUGCUGGGGCCCAGCGGCCCAACUCAGGGGCUGCCCGGUGAAGAACGUGGGGAGGAUAGCUCCAAGCCGCCACAGGGAGAGGAGGGCGUCUAUCCAGACGCGGGUCUCCUGACCUACAUCAAUGAGCUUUGUGCCCAGGGAGACUUUCUCAACAAGGCGGACGCAGUUCUGCACCCACGCUUCCUGGCGGAGUUGCCCUGCCCGGAAGCCCAGCUGGAUCUCUUGGCCCUCGCUGAGGAGCUGGAGCAGGAGGAAGGACUGUCUUUGGCACAGCUGGAGCAGAAGCGACUCCUGGAACUGAAGCAGGAGGAGGGUGUGCAGGCCCCCGCGAGUCACGGCACACCCCGACUGGACUCAAGGCCUUCUGGGUCUGAGGCCGGCCAGGAUCCCCAGAGGCACGGCCAUGGCCCCCAGCUAGGGGCCAGCGACCAAGCCUGCCCACCAGAGUCUGGUUGCGGGCAGCGCCAGGCGCACAGCCGAGGAGACGCUGGCGUGUGGAGGCCCGAAGCCUUCGCUGCCUCUCCAGGACGCCAGGAGCCCCCUCCCCUGAAGGCUGGCUGGCGGCCCCAUGCCCCCCAGGCUCGGUGCCGCACUUCGCCCAGCCUGGGGCCCAGGCUCGCCACUGCUCCGGGAGAGACCUGUCCUGCUCGGGAGCCCCUGGGGCCCACGGGCAGGCCCAGUGAGGGCGAGGAGGAGCUCCCCAGCCUGGCCUUCCUCCUGGCAUCUCAGCACACACUGCCAUCCUGGGGACUGCCCCAGAGUCCUACUCCAGGCUCAGACCUCCUCCGCCCUGGAGUACCCCAGGCCCGCUCUCCCCAGAAGCCGGGCCUCAGCCCCGCUGGCCCUCCAGCUGGCAAGGCCAGCAGUCGGGCCCCGUGUGCAGGCCCAGCCCCUGCUGGGAAGACACCCCUGCCAGGGGCCAGCCUCGGGGUCGCUGGGGGACCAGCCUUGGCUCUGGGGCUGGGCUGCCCCUCACAGCCCCGGAAGAGAAGGGGGGACCCUUUCGGCACAGGGAAGGGUAGGAAGCGGCCCUGCAGCCAGUAG
Manis pentadactyla (Chinese pangolin) is the source of this 2199-nucleotide messenger RNA. RefSeq names its product NUT family member 2B-like. The record is from RefSeq and is a predicted model, not a curated record. Lineage: Eukaryota; Metazoa; Chordata; Mammalia; Pholidota; Manidae. The transcript has 7 exons. The coding region runs from base 1 to 2199 and encodes 732 amino acids.